Messenger RNA from Ornithodoros turicata, 5713 nucleotides. Its product is annotated as complement C3-like. NCBI's taxonomy places the organism in Eukaryota, Metazoa, Arthropoda, Arachnida, Ixodida, Argasidae. The transcript is spliced from 43 exons. Gene Ontology annotation, cellular component: extracellular region. Gene Ontology annotation, molecular function: endopeptidase inhibitor activity; protein binding. Bases 24 to 5360 code for a protein of 1778 amino acids. The record is from RefSeq and is a predicted model, not a curated record.
CGUGCUCUUCGUAAAGUGUCCUCAUGGGUGACGUCCGAAGCAUCUACAAGAGACAAGGUUACAGAUACAGAUUUAUGAUGCAAGAAGGUGGCGCUCUAAAGGAGAGGAGGGAAAUGAUAACCCAGCGGAGGCCCUCAUUUGGAGCGGCGAAAAUGGAGCUAGCUGUGUGGCUAGUCUUGCUCUUCCUCGCAGUUGCGCGUGCAACGCAGAAUGACUGCGUGGUGGUGGCUCCCAACAGCGUGCAACUGGAGGAAUCCGUACUGGUUAUUAACCAAGGCGAUGCCAAGUACGUCACUCUGCAAGUGCAAGACUUUCCUGCUCGACUCAACACAUUUUACCGGGAAACAAUUCACUUGAGCAAAGAUGAGAUACGCAAAGUGAAGUUGCGCACUGGCACCCAACAGCUACAGAGAGAAGAAACAUAUGCAGCGAGGUACAUUGCUCUCUCCGUUCAAUGCGGUUCCCUCUACACGAAAGAGGCCAGACUGAUGGUCAGCGAGAAGUCGGGCUACCUGUUUUUGCAGACCGACAAGCCUAUCUACUCUCCUAAGCAAACAGUUCGAAUCCGCUUUGUAGCGGUGGGAGAACACCUCCGGCCUCUUGAUGGACCAUUCAGCCUUGAAAUCAAGAAUCCUCAAGACAUUGUUACAUACAAGACCGUCUUGGAGGGCAACGGCACGGGGAUGUUCAGUCAGUCCUACGACUUUCCACGCUCACCUUUACUGGGGGAAUGGACAGUCACUGCUUCCUACGGCCCCCACCCUGACCAAAUGACAGAGGUAAAAUUCAAGGUUGACGAGUACGUGUUGCCGACAUUUUCCGUCAACUUGAGUGUGCCUACUGUCAUCCUGACUGACCAAGACACUGUGAGUGGUAGCGUGACUGCCAGAUACGUCUAUGGAAAACCAGUCGAAGGAUCAGCAGUUUUCAGGUUUAAGGUGAAGAAUGAAGCGAACUCUGAGAGGGAAAUCGGCUCUGUGUCACACAAGGAGCUUGUUCAAGGAACGACGUCCUUUACCAUAAGGACAGCGGAUUUAAAGAUGCCUAGGAGCCAGCGCUGGGCACCCAUGGUAAGAGGUAAUCGGCUGGUCGUCGAGGUAAUCGUCAUGGACGGAGCCACCGGGAAGAGAGAAUCAGCCAUUAACGACAUGGCCGUAUUUGCCAACUCGCCCUACAUCAUCUCCUUCAAGUCGACACCCAGGGACUUUAGACCUGGCACCAGAACCAUCGUCGUGGCUCUAGUGGAACACCCCAACUCGACCCCGGCCUCUGGAGUGCGCACGCAAAUCACGGUGCUGAACGAACGCGAGCAGAGGGUUCCGGUUGAUGUAGACUUUUCCAUCACCGACGACGGAGGCAAGGCGAUAUUCUUCAUUCAAACGGAUGCAUAUCACAAGCGGCUCAAGUGCAAGGUGCGGACGGCGGACCCAAGGUAUUCGUACCACCAACAAGAAGAAAACAGCAUUAAUCUGGAGACUUAUGAUUCACGGACAAAUGCAACCCUUGCACUCAACAGGAUCGAUACAAGGAGGAGAUACCAGGUCGGAGAGCAGUUCGAAGGCCAUGUGACAGUGAUGCCAACAGAGAUGUACCCUCUCUACUUUGUGGUAUUAAGUAAAGGCCAUGUGGAACAUUAUGGCGUUAUCAUGCCUGGAAUGCCGCUCCACUUCACAUUGACGUACAACAUGUCUCCGACAUCAAGGGUACUGGUCUAUGCCUUCUACAAAGGUCACUUGCUGGCAGAUGCCCUUGCAUUUGAAGUUCAAGGAACCUGCACAGGCAGCUCGCAGAUUGAAAUAGAGACAACUUUCAAGACGCAUGAACCUGGAGAGGCAGGUACACUCAGAGUGAAAGGUACAGAGGGAACACUCGUGGGCAUUCUUGCCGUGGACCAAGCCGUUUACAUCCUCAGAAAAAAGGACCUUCUCACCAGAAACAGACUUUUUGCAGCGCUUAGAUCCCAUGACCUCGGUUGCGGUCCUGGUGGUGGGUUGACCUCGGAGACUGUGAUCGCCAACGCGGGUGUAGUGAUCAUCUCUCAUCAUUUAGCUGAGAACACUAUUCAUCCUGAUAAUAGUUGCGAAGCACGAGUGCGGAAGCGUAGAAGCAUUAUGUUGCGCUCACGUGCUUCACACACGGACAUAUAUCUGCAGAAAUGUUGCAGCUUGGGCCAACGCGAGGACAAGUUCAGAAGAGACUGUCGGACGCGAGCUGAAAUUGUACGUCGCUUUCUCAACAGGGAGCCCCGGGCGAACGAAUGUGCAGAUGCCUUUCGCGAUUGCUGCCGGGACUCGCAUGUUUUGGCAGCAAUGCCAGGUUAUGCUGGUCCUCCUGAUCGAGCCCGGGUGAACCCAAAGGGACCUGAUGAUGGUGCUCUCCUAGAGGAAGAGUUCGAUGACGAAAACAUAUAUCUGCGGCACAACUUUCAGGAGACCUGGCUUUUCGAGGAAAAAAUUGUUCCAUUUGAUGGCGUUGCAGAAUUUGAGUCAUCGCUUCCUCAUAGCAUCACGACUUGGUCGGUGCAGGCUGUGUCUGUGUCUCCUGAAGGCGGCCUGUGUGUCGCCGAGCCCAGAGACGUACGGUCUUUCAGGAGCGUCUUCCUCCAAGUCAGCGUGCCUUACAAGGUCGUCAGAAACGAACAGAUCGAGGUUCUCGUAACCGUCUACAACUACGGCCAGUCGUCGCUCAGGGGCAGAGUGUACAUGUACGGCGUGGACGGACUAUGCACCGGCGCUGCCGCGGGUGAAAGAACGGAACGGCAACCAGUGAACGUGGCGGCUAAUUCGGCUUCCAGUGUCACUUUUCCCGUCGUUCCUUUGCGCGAAGGAGAAUUCAAGUUGCGGGUCAUCAUCACCUCCACUGGAGGAAGGGAUAAGGUAGAGAAGACACUCUACGUUGUGCCCGAAGGAAUUACGGUGGAGAAGAGUAUAUCGGUCGCCAUCGAUCCCACUAACGAACGACGCAGGAAAACCAGAAGUAUACGAGGAGAUAGCUUCCAAGACUCUCUGGACCCUGCAGCCAAGGUGCAAGUAAUCGCCGUCAACACUCGCCUUCCACCGGACGCCGUGCCAGAUACCAAGCAAUGUUCCGUAUCUGUGAUCGGCGAUAAACUCGGCCCAUCUGUGCAUACGACACUCGACAACCUGGAGACGCUGAUCACCAUGCCACGGGGAUGUGGUGAACAGAACAUGAUGCUCAUGGCUCCCACAUUGUAUACGCUCGACUACCUUAAGCAGAAAGGAGACAGCAACGAGACCAUUGAAGAGACUGCGUACCAGUAUCUGCGCAUUGGUUAUGAGCAACAGUUGACGUAUCGCCAAGAAGACGGUUCCUUCUCUGCGUUCAGGCACAGGGCGAGCAGUGUUUGGCUGACGGCGUUCGUCAUGCGAGUGUUCUGCAGAGCGAGGACGUAUGUAACCGUCGACCCGGUCGUCAUAAAAAGUGGUAUGCAAUGGUUGGCGUCUAAACAACUGGCGGACGGUAGCUUCGAGGAACUCAAGCCUAUCAUGCACAAGAGCAUGCUGGGAGGAGUUCGUGGGAAAAUCCCGAUGACGGCCUUUGUGCUGCUCGCACUCUACGAAUGCUUCGCAUCCGCACCAGACGAUGUGCUGAGCGUUACCACGACGCGGGCGGAAAACUUCUUGAAUCAGCGACUUUACGACGUGCACGAGCCGUACAUCGCUGCCCUGGUAGCUUACUCCCUAAGCCUGAGUGGUGGCCGCGGUGCCAAAGAUGCCAUGGACAUACUCAAGGAAAGGAUGUACUAUGACACAGACCUCAACACUCGCAGUACGGGUGAGGAAGCAACAGCCCUCGUUGUUGAGGGCAGCAGCUACGCUUUACUGGCCCAUCUCAAACACGGUGACAUCGAGUCCAGCAAUACCAUCGUCAAUUGGCUCAACAUGCAUCGCACGGCUUCUGGUUCCUUUCAAUCGACGCAAGACACGGUGGUCGCCCUGCAAGCCCUGUCAGAGUACGCCCUUAGUACACGCGAUUCCUACCUGGACCUCAUGUGUAACAUCACUCUGAGCGACAAGCGUGAUUUCAAGAAGAGCAUCCGUGUUCGGAGAGACAAUGCCGCCAUUCUUCAGCAGCUGGACCUUGUAGAUGUAACUGGAAAAAUGUACGUGAGUGCGAGCGGCAUCGGCAGCGGCCUUCUAUCUGUCAAGCUCAAGUACAACAUGAUGGUCGCUCCUGAAGUGCUCUGCAAGUUCAACAUUACUGCAAAAGCCGAUGUGCAUCAGCCCACGAAGCAACGCGAGGACCGGAACCUGGACUUCCCUCGUGACUUAUUGGAGGACUUGGGACUUGAUAGCUCCGAUUUUGACAGAAAGCGACGGUCGCCGUCUUGGGGAAGAGAAAUGCUCAGCCUGUCUCGACCACCUUACCGGAGGCCUCAAAGUCCGAUUUCGCUACCCCUAAAUCUUAAUCCAAGGAACCGUGUGGGAAGCCAAGACGUGGACGCCUCGGCAGAAGAAGAGCCCCCUCUUUCUCGCCGGGGACGAAGCAAAUUGACGUAUGACGUGAAGGUCUGCACCAGGUACCUUGGCGACGGAGAUUCCAACAUGGCAGUGGUCGACAUCGGUCUUUUUAGUGGAUUUGAGCCCAUAGUAGAAGACUUGGAAAAGCUGCGUGAAGACAAAAUAAUUGACAAGCAUGAUGUUCAAGACAAGCACAUUGUGCUCUACUUCGAAAAGAUAUCGUCUGAUCAACAGACGUGCGUCGAAUUCCGCAUCGAGCGGAACUACGUGGUGAACAACGUGCAAGCAGCAGCAGUGAAGGUCUAUGAUUACUACAAUCCAAUGCACUCUUGUUCGCAACUGUAUGCUCCAGCAUUGACCAGCCCCCUGCUGAAAGUCAUCUGUGAAGGUGCACAGUGCCAAUGUGCAGAAGACGGUUGCCCGUUAAAAGAACCCUUCGCAAGUCUGCGAAGAACCGGCAAUAGCGCUGCCAGAGAACUGUUGCGGAAAAUCGCCUGCAAAGAGCACGACUUCGUGUGGAAAGGACGAGUUCUGGAAAAUAGGCAGAUAAACGGUUUCAGAAGAAUCACCUUCAGGGUAUCUAAGGUCAUUAUGGAAGGUGAAGAGUGGACAGACCAAAUGCAAGGGUACGAUCGGGAAAUAGUUAGCAGGGACCACUGCAAGGAAGCGGACCUCCUUAGGGGUCAUGACUACUACAUAUUCGGACACGACAGAGAGCCUUUCGAAGACAGCCAUGGUGCCGUCAGCCGCCGCUACUACAUGGACAAGAGGACGAAGAUAUUCUGGGAUUCUGCUCGGAAUCCCGAUCACAGGAAGCUUGGAGGAAUUUUCCAAUGGCUUUCUUCGGCCUUCAUGAGACAGCGGGAGUGCGACGUAUAAUUCUGUAGGGUCGCGAUUAUUGAAAUAUAUUUUGAUAUGUAUUGAAAUGCUCAAGGAGAGGAUUUACAUAGUGCACUAUAUUUCCCAAACAGAGCAAUAACAGUACCUACAACUAAUUGAUCUCAAACGCGGCGCAAUAGACGAAACGUUAUUCCCGUUAAUCCAACGUAUACUUUCUGUCGACUUCCAAUAGUCGCAGCCCAUGUACGCGUAACAUGUUACGAAAGGCAUAUGUAAGUUACAGUUUCACGCAGAAGCAAUCGGUUAUGUGUAAGCCAUGAUGUAGUAAAGUUCCUCACCCCGAAGACAACUCAGCGAGAUACAUAUGAACAAUAAAGCAUCCUUAACGCCAA